GCAGAUCUUGGCGUCCUCCACUCAGCUCCACUGAGGAUGCUGUGUCAGCAUGUUUGCCAGUUUGGUCAGAAGCUGUUGCGCAGGCGGCCCCUGGGGCCAAAGCAGGGGGCUGAGAGUCACUUGGCCCGGUGCCUGAACACCCUAGAUCUGGUGGCCUUAGGUGUGGGCAGCACCCUGGGAGCAGGUGUAUACAUCCUGGCUGGUGAAGUGGCCAAGGACAAAGCUGGGCCGGCGAUCAUCAUCUGUUUCUUGGUGGCAGCCCUGUCUUCUGUGCUGUCCGGGCUCUGCUAUGCGGAGUUUGGGGCCCGCGUGCCAGGCUCCGGUUCUGCGUAUCUCUACAGCUAUGUCACAGUGGGACAAUUGUGUGCUUUCAUCACUGGCUGGAACCUCAUACUCUCUUAUGUCAUUGGUGCUGCCAGUGUGGCCAGGGCCUGGAGCUCUGCCUUCGAUGAUUUGACUGGGAACCAGGUCUCUCGGGUCCUGCAGGGAAGUUUCUCUCUGCAGGCCCCCCACGUGCUGGCCACACACCUGGACUUCUUCGCAUUGGGCCUGGUGCUGCUGCUCACUGGACUCCUGGUUCUGGGAGCUAGUGAGUCGGCUCUGUUUACCAAGGUGUUCACGGGUGUGAACGUUUUGGUUCUUAGCUUCAUCAUCCUCUCUGGCUUCAUUAAGGGUGAUCUACACCAUUGGCAGCUCACUGAAGAGGACUACAAACUGGCCAUGUCUGCCUCCAAUGACACUUCUAGCUUGGGCCCUCUGGGCUCUGGAGGGUUUAUGCCUUUUGGCUUUGAAGGGAUUCUCCACGGAGCAGCUACAUGUUUCUAUGCAUUCAUUGGUUUUGAUUGCAUUGCCACUACAGGAGAAGAAGCCCGUGAUCCUCAGCGUUCCAUACCCUUGAGCAUCAUAAUCUCACUCUUCAUCUGCUUUUUGGCAUAUUUUGGUGUCUCAGCGGCACUCACCCUCAUGAUGCCCUACUACCAGAUUCAUCCGGGCAGCCCCUUGCCACAGGCAUUUCUCUAUGUGGGAUGGGCCCCUGCCAGAUAUACCGUGGCUGCUGGAACUCUCUGUGCUCUUUCAUCCAGCCUCCUGGGCACCAUGUUCCCCAUGCCUCGAGUGAUCUAUGCAAUGGCAGAUGAUGGGCUCCUUUUCCGGGGACUUGCCCGGAUUCAUCCCCGCACGCACACACCCAUGAUGGCCACCAUAGUGUCUGGAACUUUUGCAGCGUUCAUGGCAUUCUUCUUUGAGCUCAGUGAUCUUGUGGACCUGAUGUCGAUUGGGACCUUGCUUGCUUACUCCCUGGUGGUCUUUUCCGUUCUUGUUCUCAGGUACCAGCCAGACCAGAAUUUAAGCAAGAACGAGAAAACGGAGAUGGAAAUAAUUGAGAGAAAGCCUGCACCUCAAGCAAGUUCUUUGAAAUCUAUACCUGAAGCAGGAACCGUACAAGCUCUGUGGAGUCUCUGUAACCCAGUCAACACCACCCCAACUCUGAAAUCUGGCCACAUUGCCUAUGGAUGUGCCUUACUGCUUGCUCUCCUGCUGACAAUCCUGUGCCUGAUACUGGCCCAGUGGCCCAGCCAUCUGUUCUCUGGAGACCCGGUGUAUAUCACAGGGUGUGUGCUGCUGCUGUUGCUCAUUAUUGGGCUCACUUUCAUCAUCUGGAGACAGCCCCAGAACCCCACUCCUCUUCACUUCAAGGUCCCUGCUCUGCCUGUGCUCCCACUGGUGAGCAUCUUUGCGAAUGUUUACUUGAUGAUGCAGAUGACCUCUGGGACCUGGGCCCGAUUUGGCGUCUGGAUGGUGAUUGGAUUUGCCAUAUACUUUGGAUAUGGGAUCCGACACAGCUUGGAAAUCAGUGAUGAACAGUCACCAGCCUCAAGCUCCCAAACUCUUGACAAAAACAUCCCUGGUGCUGAGUUAGCUUAACCACAAGAAACAGAUGCUGUGUGGAAUCCCUCCAUACACUGGAGGUAUCUUCUGGUUCAAGGGAGACUUUGAGCCUAUAUGGAGUGUA
Molecule: messenger RNA, 2011 nt
Organism: Nyctereutes procyonoides (raccoon dog)
Lineage: Eukaryota; Metazoa; Chordata; Mammalia; Carnivora; Canidae
Product: cationic amino acid transporter 3-like
Exons: 11
Coding region: 37-1923 (628 amino acids)
Biological process (GO): amino acid transport; transmembrane transport
Cellular component (GO): plasma membrane
Molecular function (GO): amino acid transmembrane transporter activity
Source: RefSeq, a predicted model, not a curated record